Molecule: messenger RNA, 1156 nt
Organism: Spodoptera litura
Lineage: Eukaryota; Metazoa; Arthropoda; Insecta; Lepidoptera; Noctuidae
Product: aquaporin
Biological process (GO): transmembrane transport
Cellular component (GO): plasma membrane
Molecular function (GO): channel activity
Source: RefSeq, a predicted model, not a curated record
CAUAUAUUGCGCAGAUUCCGUAACUUGGGUGGGCUUAGUCACCGCCGCCGUCACCACCGCACUCACAGCGUGCAGGACGAUGCGCAGCAAGAGACGCGGACAAACAGACGCGUAGCGUGACGUGGUACGUGCGAGGCCACUCAGUGGCGCUCCGCCGUAUCAGCGGCGCAGGCGCCGGCGCAGUGGCACGCGGCAGGCACAGGCGCCGCCAGUCAGUGCCGCUCCGACAAACUGCCAGCAUGGCGGCGCCCGCGCACGACGACCCGCCCGGCGGACCGCAUCCCGUCUCUGCCAUGCACUGGUGCGGCUGCGAGGCGUGCGGGCACGGCUGCGGCGAGGCGCGCGGCGCGGACUGCGCCCGCGACCAGGCGCCGGGCGGGGACGACCUGUGGCGCGUGGCGCUGGCCGAGUGCGCGGCCACCUCGCUGCUGGUGCUGCUGACGUGCACCGCCACCUGCGCGCCCUCCGCCGCCGCCUCGCCGCUACAGCGCUCGAUCGCCUCCGGUUUUGUCGUCGCCUUGCUCGUACAGUGCCUGGCGCACGUGUCGGGAGCUCAGAUGAACCCGACGGUGACGUUGGCGGCGCUAGUAUGGGGCCGCAUGUCGCGGCGGCGUGCGGCGUGCGAGAUGCUGGCGCAGCUGGCGGGCGCGGUGCUUGGCGCCGCCGCACUGCGCGCGCUGCUGGGGCUGCGCGCCGCCGAGACCUGCGCUACCGUCCCCGUCGCAUUCAUCGGGCCCUUCCAGGCGGUGGCGCUGGAGGCGGCGCUGGGCGGCUGCCUGGCGCUGGCCAACUGCGCGGCGUGGGACGCGCGCACCGCCGCACUCAAGGACUCCUGGCCGCUGCGCAUCGGUGUCUCCGUCGCCGGCCUGUCGCUCGUCGGCGGCGAGCUGACGGGCGCCAGCAUGAACCCAGUGCGGAGCUUCGGCCCGGCGUUGUGGAGUUCCACCUGGACGAGUCACUGGGUGUACUGGGUGGGCCCGCUCGGUGGGUCCGUGCUGUUCACGAGCGUGUACCUGCGCGCCUGGCGCCCCGCCGCCGCGGCGCCGCGCAAGCUGCCGGCGCAACCCUAGUCCGGCCGACGCCUGGCGCCCGACACGUCGACUCGCCGCGUCCGCGUCGCCCCCAAGCUGGUGCAGUUCUAUUCUGCCUAGCGCCC